CAGGCAGAGUGCGGCGGAGGCCUCUGUCGCUGCCGUCAUGCCGUUCCCUUUUGGGAAGUCUCACAAAUCUCCUGCAGACAUCGUGAAGAACCUGAAAGAGAGCAUGGCUGUUCUGGAAAAACAGGACAUUUCUGACAAAAAGGCAGAAAAGGCUACAGAAGAAGUUUCCAAAAACCUGGUUGCCAUGAAAGAAAUUUUAUAUGGCACAAAUGAGAAAGAGCCACAAACAGAAGCAGUGGCCCAGCUUGCUCAAGAAUUGUAUAACAGUGGGCUCCUUAGCACCCUGGUAGCUGAUUUGCAGCUCAUUGACUUUGAGGGCAAAAAAGACGUGGCUCAAAUUUUCAACAAUAUCCUCAGAAGACAAAUUGGUACAAGAACUCCUACUGUUGAAUACAUCUGCACCCAACAGAAUAUUUUGUUCAUGUUAUUGAAAGGGUAUGAAUCUCCAGAAAUAGCUCUAAAUUGUGGAAUAAUGUUAAGAGAAUGCAUCAGACAUGAACCUCUGGCAAAAAUCAUUUUGUGGUCAGAACAGUUUUAUGAUUUCUUCAGAUAUGUUGAAAUGUCAACAUUUGACAUAGCUUCAGAUGCAUUUGCCACAUUCAAGGAUUUGCUUACAAGACACAAGUUGCUCAGUGCAGAAUUUUUGGAACAGCAUUAUGAUAGAUUUUUCAGUGAAUACGAGAAGCUACUUCAUUCAGAAAAUUAUGUGACAAAGAGACAGUCACUGAAGCUUCUCGGUGAACUACUGUUAGACAGACACAACUUCACAAUUAUGACGAAAUACAUCAGUAAACCUGAGAACCUGAAACUAAUGAUGAACCUUCUACGAGACAAAAGUCGCAACAUCCAGUUUGAAGCCUUUCACGUUUUCAAGGUGUUCGUGGCCAACCCCAACAAGACGCAGCCCAUCCUGGACAUCCUCCUCAAGAACCAGACCAAGCUCAUCGAGUUUCUCAGCAAGUUCCAGAACGACAGGACCGAGGACGAGCAGUUCAACGAUGAGAAGACCUACCUAGUUAAACAGAUCAGGGAUUUGAAGAGACCGGCUCAGCAGGAAGCCUAAUUUCCAAUAAACACCUCCAGUGUCAAACCCAGAUUCAGCUUCUGCUGUUAGCUGUUCAGCAUCAGGCACCCUUACCAGUUCAUGAGGAACUUUACUGCUAAUCUGCUGUUAAUGAACGGUUUUCAUUUUACCAUUUUGUGUUUCGGUCCAGGUUGGAGAAAGUAGCUGCUGCCGCUUGCACACUAGAGCCACGGGCUUCCUCUUGAUCUUUGUGUUGUUUCCGAGUUAAUGGACUCCGCGCUGGGAGUUCUGCCGUGGGGCACGUGGUGGGAUGGAGGGUGAGUGUGGGUGGGGCGGGGGCGUUGUGGGACAGGACAGGACAGGACAGGACAGCGUGCUUCGGCUUUGUGCCCUUGGGGGGACCCAUCCGUGCUCCCGCAGACCCCUUGCCUUCUCCAGAGGAGCUGCACCAACCCAGAGGGGCCGCUGUCUGCAACGCGAGCUUUGGGCAGGAUAGAAAGCUGACAUGCAAAUAAAUUGAUUUCCUAAACUUACAAACUUCUCAAGGGUGUGAAGCUUAAUAAGAUCAUAAGGAAAAUGUAUAUAUGCUUUUCACAGCUUUCUAGAACUUUCUGACGUUUGAUUUUCUUGAGACUUGUAAACCUGGAUAUGUUGAAGGGUAUUUGUUAAUUUUACUUUUCCAAGGUAUUUUAAAGCAGUAGAGCUAGCGAAGACACCUUGCAUUUCAUUUCAACACUGCUUACAGGUUUCUUUUGUAUAUAAUUCUUAGGAUGCUCAUUUCUUUUAAAAGAUUUAAUUUGUACAGCAGAGGAAUGUUAUUGUAGUAGUAUGUAACUAUUACCUAAUACUGAGUUUUUGCAAAAAAAGAAAAAAAGAAUGCUCAUAUGUAAUUGAAAUACUUCAGAUCACAUGAAAAUGCUGAUUUAACAUUUAAGGAUCACAGCAUUAAAAGGAAAAGUAAACCAAUCCUUUGUAUUCAGUUACCCGAUGGGUGCCCAUAGUAGGCGGCACCAGGCCUGGGCCUCCGUCCACUCCACUCUCCUGUGUAACCCUGGCCUCACGUGCUGAGGUGGAGUCGCCAGCCGGCCGGAUCUGUGGCUGAUACAGAUCAUGCUGAAUUAACGCUGAUUUGGGGGGUGGGGGGCCUCUAGCGCACCUUUUCUUUCUUGGAGUACGUAAUCCAUUACAGUAGUUGUGAAACCAAUGAAUUAAACCUUCACCUUCUCUUAGGAAGAAUUCCUAAUCCUAGGUGUCCUAUGGGGAAAUUUAUUUUUUUUUAAUGUCCUGUUCCUUAAUGCUGCAAAUUAUCAGUAUUUAUAAAGUACCUGAUUUUGCACCACUUUUUCGUUACUGUGACCACGGCAGAACAAUGUCUUCUGGACUAUAUCUGUGUAGUUAGAAUGGCAUCUGUUCAUCUUAGCGAUAUGAAGAUCACAAGUAACACCUUAGUAAUCAGAGUUUGCCAGUUUGAAUUCAGCAUGGCUGUAGCUGAUUAAGAAAUUUACAUAAUUAUUCUUUGCUAGCCUGUCUCACUAAUUGAAUUAUUUAUUGGCCAGUACAAUGAGCCUCCCAGCUGAUGAUCUUUAAGGAACACCAGUUAGGAAACCUCUCCAGAAAACAGAUUUUGCUGUGUAAUUUAAGUGGCAGUCCACAGUGAUUGGUUUUUCUGAAGCUGUCGUCACAGGAAUCUUCAGUGAAAUAAUCCAUGUCCCCUACUGGAAGUAGGGAAAGCAUUCGAUCCCCUCGAGGAGCUCUUCAGCUGGUGGGGGCCAGACUCACCCCAUAAGCACGGUGGGCUGUGGUCUGCGCUGUGCUCCGCCCUGCGAGCUCUAGGCCCCUGCGUUGAACCAGCACAGUGAAAGCUGAAGGCGAUGAAGGCUGUCUGAUCUUUUGUUUUUAAACCAAUAUGAAAAGAUUCCAAAUUUGAAAAUUGCAUUUGAAGUUGUGAUCAUUUGAUAUCUUCACAUUGCCAAAAUCGUUGUGCUGGAAGUCGCUUCUGUUUGUGUUAUAAAGGUUAAAUUUUACUGAAGUUACUUAAUGAGAUUUUUUUAAACCCUUUAAAGCAAAAAGUGGGGAUGUAAACAAUUAUUAAAGCAUUUCCUUUCUCCUUAGGAAGAGUAAAUUUCUUAUCAGAAUACCUGGCUGGCCCUGUAAUUUAAAUUAAAAUAAAAUUUUGGAGAAACA
Cavia porcellus (domestic guinea pig) is the source of this 3208-nucleotide messenger RNA. RefSeq names its product calcium binding protein 39 (gene Cab39). Bases 38 to 1063 code for a protein of 341 amino acids. NCBI's taxonomy places the organism in Eukaryota, Metazoa, Chordata, Mammalia, Rodentia, Caviidae. Gene Ontology annotation, biological process: intracellular signal transduction. The record is from RefSeq and is a predicted model, not a curated record. The transcript has 8 exons. Gene Ontology annotation, molecular function: protein serine/threonine kinase activator activity.